GACGCAACUCUCAGGGAUGCUUCCGGUGAGGAAACAUGGCCGCGACUGGCUGCGACCCACGUGUGAGUGCGGGGAAAAAGCUGAAAAAUUCACUAAAGAAGAAGAAGAAGAUGAAAAUGGUAGCCAGGUCCGUAGCAUCGGAGCUGGAGGAUGAGGACAAAGACGCUGCUGACGUUGGAGGUCCGGUAGGAAUCUGUAGAUCAGAGAAGGAUCACUUUUCUUCUGAUGAUGAAGCCAUAGAAGCUGAUAAUGAAGAUGAACUUGACCCCCACGACAAUAACAAUGAAAAUGCCGCAGAAGCUAGUGUUGGAUCCAGUGCGGGCUGGGCAGAUGCCAUGGCUAAAAUCCUUAACAAAAAGACCCCUAAAAGUAAACCUGCCAUUUUGGUCAAAAACAAAGAGCUGGAUAAGGAAAAAGAAAAGUUAAAGCAAGAAAGACUAGAGAAAAGAAAACAGCUUGAUAAGAAGCGGGAGUGGGAAAUGAUGUGCAGAGUAAAGCCAGAUGUUGUCAAAGACAAAGAAACGGAGAGAAAUCUUCAGAGAAUUGCAACGAGGGGUGUGGUGCAGUUAUUUAAUGCUGUUCAGAAGCAUCAGAAGAACGUUGAUGAAAAGGUUAAGGAGGCGGGAGGCUCCAUUAGAAAGCAUGCUAAGCUGAUAUCAACGGUUUCCAAGAAAGACUUCAUCAGCGUUCUGAGAGGGAUGGACGGAAGCACAAACGCGACAAGUUCGACGGGAAAGAACUCAAAAGCCAGACAGACUGAAGUGAAAGAAGAGGGCCCCGGAUGGACCAUCCUACGUGAUGAUUUCAUGAUGGGAGCCUCCAUGAAAGACUGGGACAAAGAAAGUGAUGGAGCGGCAAGCGACUCUUGACACACAAAGCUCCACAGAACACACAGCGUACAGCCAUUUUGUUUUUCCCAGCAAAAUCCUCAUGCUCUGAAAGUUGGGGAAUUACAAGGAUACUGUUUCUGAGCAAACCAAAAGACUUUUUACGAUAACGAACUUUGAUUUUCCACAUUAAAAAAAUUGUGUUUUCAGACUUGGUGUAAUUUUAAGCAUUGUUCCUCAAGAUAUUUGUAAAAAGAAAUAUUUCUCCUUGUCCAAUGAGAUGCACAUUUUGCCAGGAUCAUUUUAGGUUUACAUUAUUGGUCGUGGAUAUUGGUGUUUUGUUUCACUGUUUCUAGAAACGCAAUACUCUGCAUAAUUAAAAGGAACUCCUUGAAAUUAGUAUUUUUCAGCCUUCCAACUUACAGACCUAUGUGUUUAUAGUUUUUUGGGGAAAAGUUGGUGUUUGUUUUGGUGAGCUAUUGAGAAAACUUCUGUAGAAAAAUUUAAAUUACAGUAUUUCUGAUUUGGGGUGAUAAUUUUAAUUUUUAGAUAUUCUGGCAAAUACGAUAUAAGAAACAAACCGAAUCUCUACUUUUCUAUUACUUCCUUUUCCACACUAAGUAAUGUACAUAAAUAAUGACUUAGAUUUAUUUUUAAGUGUUAGGUUAUUUUUGUAUGAGAAAUUUACUGAGAUGGAAAUUCCCAUGUUUAACUUACGCAGUGAGGUAAUUUCUUAGGAAGCAUAUUUGACAGAUUUUAGUAGUAAUAGUUGUUGUUGUUGUUCUUCAUCAUCAUCUUUUUCUUCCUCUUUCUCUUCCCCUUCCUCUUCUAACAUUUAAGUUACCUUAAAUUCUUUUAUGGUCUGACUGGCCAGUGAAAUAGUAGAAUUAGACAACAGGUGGUCUACAUGAGAAUAUUGCAUCUGAUUUGAGACUUGAUUCCUUCUUGUUGCCUUAAAGAUUACUAAAUUAAUGGAGUUUUAGUAUCUAGCUGUUAAAUAAAAAGAAGAGAAAGAAAGGCUAGUUUUAUUCCAAAAUUUCUGUGAAACUGGGUCUAGGAUCUAAAGUUUGUAGGGGAAUUAUUUAAUAAAUGUGAUCUGGUUUUUUCUAA
Messenger RNA from Rhinolophus ferrumequinum (greater horseshoe bat), 1937 nucleotides. It is a transcript of the gene RRP15, whose product is annotated as ribosomal RNA processing 15 homolog. Gene Ontology annotation, biological process: maturation of LSU-rRNA; maturation of 5.8S rRNA. Bases 36 to 869 code for a protein of 277 amino acids. Gene Ontology annotation, cellular component: preribosome, large subunit precursor. Lineage: Eukaryota; Metazoa; Chordata; Mammalia; Chiroptera; Rhinolophidae. The transcript is spliced from 5 exons. The record is from RefSeq and is a predicted model, not a curated record.